Molecule: messenger RNA, 684 nt
Organism: Aspergillus terreus NIH2624
Lineage: Eukaryota; Fungi; Ascomycota; Eurotiomycetes; Eurotiales; Aspergillaceae
Exons: 1
Coding region: 1-684 (227 amino acids)
Source: RefSeq, a predicted model, not a curated record
AUGUCGCCGAGUCAAAAGGGGCCUUCGUCCACCGCUUUAGUGAACGCAUCCAAACCAGUCAACGACAACCCUCUGAACCGGUGUUUGGUGUUACUGGCCAUCAAACUCCUCAGACGUAUUCGACCUCGAGGUGGGCCCGUUCUCAUGUUAACUGGCGGACACUGUGUGAAAUACGGGCGCCGCAUACAUUUAUCUGAAGCAGCAUCAAUGCGUUUCAUAGCGCAACAUACAUCUAUCCCAGUACCAAAAGUGAUAUGUGCGUUUACUCGUUCCGGGAGCACGUACAUCGUGAUGGAAAGAAUCAAAGGAGAUAUGCUCGGAAAAGGCUGGGUGAGACGAAGUGAGAGUUCAAAGCAGAAGCUUCUUUCACAAUUAGCAGAAAUGAUCUGCGAGAUGCGAGACCUGCAACCCCCUAAAGAUAUAGGGAUCGCUUCUGUUGAUGGCGGAUCACUGUUUGACUUUCGUGUUCCGGGUCCUUCCAUACACUUUGGUCCUUUUGAUACUAUCCAGGAUUUCCAUCGGCAUUUACGCAGAGGAAUGGAAUAUGAGUCAGGGUUUGACCCUGAAGUUGAAGAGCUCUUCAAACAGCAGAGCAGCAAAUCUUGGCCUUUGGUGUUUACCCAUGGUGAUCUUAGCAGUCUUAAUAUUCUUGCUCGCGGAGAUGAUAUUGUUGGUAUUAUUUGA